Molecule: messenger RNA, 2903 nt
Organism: Epinephelus moara (kelp grouper)
Lineage: Eukaryota; Metazoa; Chordata; Actinopteri; Perciformes; Serranidae
Gene: rhcgb
Product: Rh family, C glycoprotein b
Exons: 11
Coding region: 96-1553 (485 amino acids)
Biological process (GO): ammonium transmembrane transport; ammonium homeostasis
Cellular component (GO): plasma membrane
Molecular function (GO): ammonium channel activity
Source: RefSeq, a predicted model, not a curated record
ACUCACUUUAAUAUUUAGGCUGUUUAGCAGCUGUUAUGUCUUUUUAAAAAAUAAUAAUAAUAAUAAUACAAAAAGAUCUAAACUAACCAAAAACAAUGGGCUGCAUCCAAAGCUUCAGGGAGCUGUGUGACCGUCCAAAGAAUACUAAUGUUCGUAUCAGUCUUCCAGCAGUUUGCAUUGUGUGGCAAACAGCCAUGAUCAUCUUGUUCGGAGUUUUUAUUCGCUACAAUGAAGAAUCGGAUACACACUGGAUAGAGCACAGGAAAGCUAAAAAUAUAUCAAGUGACAUUGAGAACGACUUCUACUUCAGAUAUCCAAGUUUUCAGGAUGUCCAUGUGAUGAUCUUUGUUGGAUUUGGCUUCCUGAUGACAUUUCUUAAGCGCUACAGCUUCGGCGCGGUGGGUUUCAACUUCCUCAUUGCAGCCUUCGGCCUCCAGUGGGCGCUGCUGAUGCAAGGCUGGUUCCACUCCCUGGAUUACACUGAUGGAAAGAUCAAAAUUGGAGUUGAAAACUUGAUCAAUGCUGACUUCUGUGUGGCGGGCUGCUUAAUAGCCUACGGGGCGGUGCUGGGUAAAGUCAGUGCAGUCCAGCUGAUGGUUAUGACGCUGUUUGGGAUCACGUUGUUCGCCGUCGAGGAAUUUAUCAUCCUGAGUCUCAUUCAUGCCAGAGAUGCCGGAGGCUCCAUGGUGAUCCACACAUUUGGAGGUUAUUACGGUCUUUCCAUCUCGUGGAUGCUCUAUCGGCCAAACCUGAACCAGAGCAGUAACCUGCAGGGCUCCGUCUACCACUCAGAUGUCUUUGCCAUGAUUGGUACCCUCUUCCUGUGGAUGUUCUGGCCCAGCUUCAACUCAGCCAUCACAGACCACGGGGACGGGCAGCACAGAGCAGCCAUCAACACCUACCUGGCUUUGGCCUCCACUGUGCUCACAACCGUGGCCAUCUCGAGCGUCUUCCAGAAGCAUGGAAAACUUGACAUGGUUCACAUCCAGAACUCAACUCUUGCUGGAGGCGUUGCAGUAGGAACUGCAGCAGAGUUCAUGCUGAUGCCGUACGGGUCUCUGAUCGUAGGAUUCUGCUGCGGUGUCAUCUCCACGCUGGGAUAUAUCUUCCUCUCACCAUUCAUGGAAAAGUACCUGAAGAUCCAGGACACAUGUGGAAUCCAUAACCUGCACGCAAUGCCAGGAGUCAUAGGAGGCAUUGUGGGAGCCAUUACUGCCGCAGCUGCAUCAGAGUCCGUUUAUGGCGCUGAAGGGCUCGUCAACACCUUUGACUUUGAGGGUAAUUUCAAAAACAUGACACCCUCACGGCAGGGUGGUCAUCAGGCUGCAGGCCUCUGUGUGGCUAUCCUCUUUGGUGUGGGUGGAGGCAUCCUUGUCGGUUGCAUCCUAAGAUUACCUAUCUGGGGAGAUCCUGCAGAUGACAAUUGUUUUGAUGAUGAGCCCUACUGGGAGCUUCCUGAUGAAGAGGAGGUGAUCCCACCCAUCCUUCACUACAACAACCACAUGCACAACAAAGAUAUAGCGGAGUCAAAUUUCACUGUGGAGCAGGCCUGACUGUAGGCUUCAAUCCUGAUGGAUCUGUGUCUAUCAACCACACCCUGUUUGUUCCUUUUAUUCUCCUGUUGGACAGAAAUAUUCAUUUGACACGACGAAUCCUCACCAAGUUGUUUAGCCUAGAAUCAAGUCUGAAAUCUUUUUGUUUGUAUGAAGUUUUUAAAAAAAAAAGUCUGCCUGUGAAAUAUGCUCUUCUCUGUUUUGCAGGAUAUGUAUUUCAGUUUAAAAUCACUUCAUAUACAGUCAAAUAUUGGCAGGAGUGUAGGUUUUGUUUCAGCAUUUAAAGGGACACAUAUGAAACGGGGAAUUCAGGGGUCCUCCGCUCGGAAAUUUCUCACAUUCUGGUGAUUUUUAUGGACCAAUUUGUGCCUUUUCUGCCUCAAUUUUCCGUGUGUGUCUUUAUUUUUGUCAAAAUAGACAUCCUUUGCUACGUUCAUGUUUUUCUAGAGGGAACAAAUGCACAAGUUCUAAAUAUUGAGAGGCAUGUGUUCAGUUUCAACACUGAGAGGCAGGUACAACAAGAUAAAGGCUCAGUACUGGACUGAAACUAACUUAAAGAUGACUAUGAGAAUAUAACCAUGGAAAAUUUUACAUAUUGAAAACCAUACAUUUGCUUCAGACCCUCUUGAGUGGCAUUUGCACUGGAUUUUCUGGAGGAGCUGUCACACAUUUGUUUUUCCUUUUUUUUCUGUGUGUGUGACGUAACGGACCGUAAGUACGAUUUUAAGAGAAUAUACAGACGAUGUCAACUUCAUGCUGUCAGCUUCGUUUGUUAUUGUGUUUAUUUGCAUCGCUGCUUUUCCUUAAAGACAGAACUUUAAUAAUUUUGUGCAUCUUCAUAGAGAGGUUUUUACCCUGAGAUGUAAUGGGAGUUAUGUAUCGUGUUACUGAUUAUGGAGUUUAAAAAUAAGAACUGUGAUAUUUGUUUUGAGCUAAGUUAUGCUGCGACAUAAUGGAUGCCUGGUAACAGUCUACUUUUAUCCGCCCUCACUUGCCAUUUAUAAGCACGUAUAUAACAAACACUUGAUGAAUAACUUUUAAGACAAUAUAAUGUAAGCACCAAAGGGAUUUUUUUAGAGUUGUGUUUUCCAUGUUGUCAUUUAUUAUCUUUUUUUACAACACAUUAUUGUGUAGUAUAAAUAAUCAUUAAAUGUUUAUGUACUGCUUAUAAAUGUCAAAAAGAUGGAUUAAAGUAAAGUGUUAACAGAUAUUUUUAUGCAUCCGAAAAUGAAUGAUUUGUCAAACGCUGAUGUUUGUAUGUUUAGAUGUUGCUAUGUCAGACUGUAUUUAAAAGUAAGGUUUGUUAAUGGUAAUGUAAUUUUGAAAAUUAAUAAAAGAUUGUUAAUACAG